CGCAUACUGCGGGGUGUGAUGGGGCCGGAGCCGCUGAAGAGUUGCGAGUCGGCAAAAGCGGCGGGAAGUUCGUAUUGAGCAGCUGGCGACGGGUCUGCGGCUCGGGAAAUCCUCUGAAAAGGAACAAGGAGAUUGAGACACAUCGAUUUCAUAUUCUCUGAAACUCGGAGACUUCUUUUACUCUGAACCAGAAAUGAAAAUGCCUCGUGUAAAAGCAGCUCAAGCUGGAAGACAGGGCCCUGCAAAGAGACAUCUUGCAGAACAUUUUGCAGCCGGGGAGAUAAUCACUGACAUGAACAAAAAGGAAUGGAAACUAGGAUCACCCAUUGGCCAAGGUGGCUUUGGUUGUAUAUAUCUUGCUGAUACGAAGUCUUCAAAAUCGGUGGGCAGCGAUGCACCCUGUGUUGUAAAAGUGGAACCCAGUGACAAUGGACCUCUUUUUACUGAAUUAAAGUUCUACCAGCGAGCUGCCAAACCAGAGCAAAUUCAGAAAUGGAUUCGUACCCAUCAACUGAAGUACCUGGGUGUCCCUAAGUAUUGGGGGUCUGGUCUACAUGACAAAAAUGGAAAAAGUUACAGGUUUAUGAUAAUGGAUCGCUUUGGGAGUGACCUUCAGAAAAUAUAUGAAGCAAAUGCCAAAAGGUUUUCUCGGAAAACUGUCUUGCAGCUAAGCUUAAGAAUUCUGGAUAUUCUGGAAUACAUUCACGAGCAUGAGUACGUACACGGAGAUAUCAAGGCCUCAAAUCUUCUUCUCAGCUACAAGAAUCCUGACCAGGUGUACUUGGUAGAUUAUGGCCUUGCUUAUCGGUACUGCCCAGAAGGAAUUCAUAAAGAAUACAAAGAAGACCCCAAAAGAUGUCACGAUGGCACGAUUGAAUUCACCAGCAUCGAUGCGCACAAUGGUGCGGCCCCAUCAAGACGCGGUGACUUGGAAAUCCUUGGUUAUUGCAUGAUCCAGUGGCUUAGCGGCCAUCUUCCUUGGGAGGAUAAUUUGAAAGAUCCCAACUAUGUUAGAGAUUCCAAAAUUAGAUACAGAGAAAAUAUUGCAGGUUUGAUGGACAAAUGUUUUCCUGAGAAGAGCAAGCCAGAUGAAAUUGCUAAGUACAUGGAAACAGUGAAAUUACUGGAUUAUGCCGAAAAACCUCUUUAUCAACAGUUACGAGAUAUUCUUUUGCAAGGACUGAAAGCUGUAGGAAGUGAGGAUGACAGCAGGCUGGACCUCAGUGUUGUGGAGAACGGAAGUUUGAAAGCAAAAGCAAUAACAAAGAGAAAGAAAGAAAUAGAGCGGAGCACAGAACCUGGUGUUGAAGAUAUGGAAUGCUCAGAUACACAGACAUUCGAGGCCCCACAAACCCGUUCGAAAACCAGGAAGAGAGUCCAGAAGUAAAUCAAAUACUGUGAACCAGUUUUUCUUUUCCUUUCAUUUGACUCUUUCCUCUUUUUCUGUAUUAAGUGUUUUAUUUUCAUGUGAGUCUUGUGGAGUGGGGGAAACAAUGAAGUACCUAUGUCUUUGAAAAGCAGACUUUUUUUUUAAAUACUUUGUAGAAUUUACUAAAGCCUAAUUUAUAAAAUUUCACAGUAUUAAAGUUAUACCCCUUAAGCUGUCCCAUGCUGUGUGUUUGAGGUUCUGGGGUACAUAUAAGAAAUAUUACUAUGACAUGCACUUUUCUAAUCGUUGUGUAUUUCCUAGAGUGUAUAAAAUGUUUGACAAAAUCCUUACUUUUAAGGAAAUACACAACUUAAAUUAAACGUCUCUUUUUGCUUGAUACAAAUACACAAUUUGUUGUGGGCAUAAGAUUUGUUUUGUAUUGAUCUUGCUCAGUUCCACAAGCAUUUAUUAAGCACCUGCUCUAGGAAAUGAGAGGUACAAAGAAGAGAAAAGAUUAUGAAAUAAAAAAUGGAGUAGUAAGUAUAUCUGUGAGAGAUGAAAUACAUGUAUUUGAAAGAUUACAUGAGAAUUAUGUAAGUAUGCAAGCUGUAUGAUAAGAAAACAGGCAAUUAUCAAGUGGUGGACGGAUCAAAGAUUUUU
Messenger RNA from Balaenoptera musculus (blue whale), 2029 nucleotides. RefSeq names its product VRK serine/threonine kinase 1 (gene VRK1). Gene Ontology annotation, biological process: signal transduction; peptidyl-serine phosphorylation. The transcript is spliced from 14 exons. Gene Ontology annotation, molecular function: ATP binding; protein serine/threonine kinase activity. Lineage: Eukaryota; Metazoa; Chordata; Mammalia; Artiodactyla; Balaenopteridae. The record is from RefSeq and is a predicted model, not a curated record. Gene Ontology annotation, cellular component: cytoplasm; nucleus. The coding region runs from base 194 to 1387 and encodes 397 amino acids.